Fukomys damarensis (Damara mole-rat) is the source of this 1026-nucleotide messenger RNA. RefSeq names its product olfactory receptor 4K17. Gene Ontology annotation, molecular function: olfactory receptor activity; G protein-coupled receptor activity. Lineage: Eukaryota; Metazoa; Chordata; Mammalia; Rodentia; Bathyergidae. The record is from RefSeq and is a predicted model, not a curated record. The coding region runs from base 1 to 1026 and encodes 341 amino acids. The transcript has a single exon. Gene Ontology annotation, biological process: G protein-coupled receptor signaling pathway. Gene Ontology annotation, cellular component: membrane.
AUGAAAAAGCUCCAUUACCUACUUCGUAGAAGUGAUCUUGUCUUUCUCCCUACAGAUCAUCCCAGAGCAAAACAUGAGAUGGAGCCCAAGGAUCUAUUCAAUCAGUCUCAAAUGUCGGAAUUCAUUUUGAUGGGACUGACCAGCUUCAAAGAUGUAGAGUUUCUUCUCCUUGGACUCUUCUUGGUUAUCUAUGUCAUAAUACUUUUGGGUAACCUUCUCAUUGUGGUCAUGGUGUUUUUCACCCCAAACCUGAACACCCCCAUGUAUUUUCUCCUUGGAAAUCUCUCCUUUGUAGAUAUGACCCUUGCCUCUUUUGCCACCCCUAAAAUGAUUGUGAACUUGGUGAAAAACAAUAAGACCAUUUCUUUCGCUGGUUGCUUCACGCAGAUAUUUCUUCUUCACUUCCUGGGUGGAGUUGAAAUGGUACUGCUGGUCUCCAUGGCUUAUGACAGAUAUGUGGCCAUUUGUCAACCCCUACACUACAUGACCAUCAUGAGAAAGAAAUUCUGUGUUUUACUUGUUGUGAUCUCAUGGCUUUCCGGUCUCCUUCAUUCAGGGCUUCAGUUACCCUUUGUUGUAAGUUUGCCUUUCUGUGGUCCCAAUGUGGUGGACAGCAUUUUCUGUGAUCUCCCUCAGGUUACUAAGCUUGCGUGUACAGACACCUAUUUUGUGCAGAUAGUCAUUCUUGCCAACAGCGGCACGAUCUCCAUGAGCUGUUUCGUUAUUUUGCUUGUCUCCUACAGUUUAAUCUUCACAAGCAUUAGGAAGCACUCUUCUGCUGGGCAGUCCAAAGCCUAUUCCACCCUGACUGCUCACAUCACAGUGGUCAUUCUCUUCUUUGGUCCGUGCAUCUUCAUCUAUGUCUGGCCCUUCAACAACCACCCUAUGGAUAAAUUUCUUGCUGUAUUUUAUACCAUCAUCACCCCUAUCUUAAAUCCGAUUAUCUACACUUUGAGAAACAAGGAAUUGAAGACAGCCAUGAGGAAAAUCUGGAGAUCUUUCGUGAGUUCUAGAGAGGAGACUUAG